This is a messenger RNA of Caenorhabditis remanei, 621 nucleotides long. RefSeq lists its product as uncharacterized. Lineage: Eukaryota; Metazoa; Nematoda; Chromadorea; Rhabditida; Rhabditidae. The record is from RefSeq and is a predicted model, not a curated record. The coding region runs from base 1 to 621 and encodes 206 amino acids. The transcript has 4 exons.
AUGAGUUCAAUUCCUCGUUCUUCUCUAAAAAAACACUCUGGAAUUCAUGACGAUCGAAGAGUCAGCUUUGCAUCACCACUAUCUUCCGAUAAAGGAGUCGCACCAUUGCCAAAGAAACGAUUUCAAAUUACGAAAAGUUCCAAAGUUAGCCAUGCUAGUGUUAAAAAAUCAAAACAAUCAGAAGAACUGGUCGAUAUAAAUUCGCUUGCCAAUCAACAAAGCGAAGUACUCGAGGAAAUUUGCGAAAUAGAGAACAAGUUUACGAAGCAUUCUGCUCUUACUCGGGAUAUGACUAUCGAAUUAACAAAUUUCAUCGAAAUAAUUGCGAACUUCUCAUCGGACUCCACAAAGGUGGAGGCACGGCUCGAAGAACAGUUUAUGAAACUCGGAUCGGUUGAGGCGAGCAUCAAAGAUUUGGUAGUUCAGGCUCAGUCGGUAUGCACAAAGUUUGAAACACGAAUGACUGCACGGUCUCAUUACUCUACUGGACUACUGGAGCUUCAAAAACUGUUUGGUUCAGUCAAUUGUAAGCAAAUCGAAACCAUGGCUGAGACACUUGUGGAUUACGAUACAAUUCUAGCAAUGGUUGACCAACUCGAAGGUUUCGUUGGGGAUUUCUGA